AUCAGCUGGAGCGUGUGUUCUUGCGUCUUGGCCAUGCAGAAACAGACGAGCAGUUACAGAACAUUAUUUCCAAAUUCCUACCCCCUGUUCUCCUCAAGCUGUCCAGCACACAGGAAGGAGUUCGUAAAAAGGUCAUGGAGCUGCUGGUGCAUCUGAAUAAGCGCAUCAAAAGUCGUCCAAAAAUUCAGCUUCCAGUGGAGACGUUGCUAGUUCAGUAUCAAGAUCCUUCAGCAGUGUCUUUUGUCACUAACUUUACCAUAAUUUAUGUGAAGAUGGGAUAUCCCCGUCUGCCUGUGGAAAAACAAUGUGAAUUGGCUCCAACUCUUCUCACUGCAAUGGAAGGGAAACCUCAACCACAGCAAGACAGCCUAAUGCAUCUUCUAAUACCAACCCUUUUUCACAUGAAAAAACACUGAAAGCAGCAGCUUCUCCAUUUAAUCUUGCUGAAAAACCAAAGACUGUUCAGCUGCUUUUGGACUUUAUGUUGGAUGUUCUUCUUAUGCCUUAUGGGUUUGUACUGAAUGAAUCUCAGAGUCGCCAAAACAUGCCUGCAGCCCAGGGCUCUUCAUCAAGUAGCGUGGGAGGUCCUGGAAUUCCUCAGCCGCCUCCAGGGAUGAGCUUUUAUGCAGCCAAAAGGGUUAUUGGAGAUAGCCCAUGGACACCAG
Molecule: messenger RNA, 665 nt
Organism: Eurypyga helias (sunbittern)
Lineage: Eukaryota; Metazoa; Chordata; Aves; Eurypygiformes; Eurypygidae
Product: proteasome-associated protein ECM29 homolog
Exons: 5
Biological process (GO): proteasome assembly
Cellular component (GO): nucleus; cytoplasm
Molecular function (GO): molecular adaptor activity
Source: RefSeq, a predicted model, not a curated record